Messenger RNA from Umbelopsis ramanniana AG, 487 nucleotides. RefSeq lists its product as uncharacterized. NCBI's taxonomy places the organism in Eukaryota, Fungi, Mucoromycota, Umbelopsidomycetes, Umbelopsidales, Umbelopsidaceae. The transcript has a single exon. The record is from RefSeq and is a predicted model, not a curated record. The coding region runs from base 223 to 417 and encodes 64 amino acids.
GCUUGUUCUACCACGCUCUCAACCCGUUCUUUCAAGGUGGGUUCACGUGGAGCUAACGCUUCAGGCAAAUGCUGUGCUGCAAAUUGACGAAGACGUGCAAGUGGGCUAUCCGCUGUCAUGUUAAAUUGCAAAUUGUUGUUUAGUUACUGCUUAGGGAAAAAGUUACAGAUGUCAACGUUCUUUAGAGAAGAUUGACAAGUGCUGGUGUUUAACAAGCUUGUAAUGGGUUCACUUGUCGCGCUUUACCGACUCACUCGAAAAAAAAAAUUACCCGCUGGCUUCCAGCAUGAACGUCAUCAUCACCGCACAUCAAACCGCGAGGCUUUCGGAUUGAAACUCCGGCGUCUUUCAUCUCAGUCAGCUGCAGUUCUAACAAAGCGACGGAUUUUAUAUGAGGCUCCUGUUCUAAGUAGAUAAUAUACAAAACAUUACAAACUUCUGUAGAAAUAUAGUAUAUGUAGGUACUAAUGUAGGUAGUAAUGAAAUG